This is a messenger RNA of Schistosoma rodhaini, 1751 nucleotides long. The record is from the annotation of a GenBank genome assembly. NCBI's taxonomy places the organism in Eukaryota, Metazoa, Platyhelminthes, Trematoda, Strigeidida, Schistosomatidae.
UAUAUAUAGAAUAAUCGUCCAUUAAUAGAUUCAGGAGGUUAUCCGUACUUACGUCUUCACUACGAUACAACAAUAUAAGAUCUGGGAGUAUGAUUUCAGUGUCUGAAAGAAAACGUCUGGUAUUCGGACACGAAGCCUUCUUGAAAAAUAAUUUUUGAUAUAUUAGCUGUGUACUUAACUCUAGAGAUGAAGGAUCAUGGGAAUAGGUGCGCUAUGUUGUUUUUAUGGCUAAUCGUUUUCCAAAUCUUUUCGUUUCAUUGUAUAAAAUCAGGUUCGCUAUCAAUAUUUAUUGUUUGACAGAAAUAAAUUAAUGACAUUACAUCACAGCACAUUCAGUUGUACAACCUUUCCUUUAGACCAUGAGUUGUUACUAUUAUGUUACCGUUCCCUAAUUGGCCUACUUUUCAUGGGAGAACCUAAAGGAACGAAUGCUGCAACCAGUAUAGCUUGUUUUUAUCAUUACGAUAGGAAUGGUUAACUAUGAAAUCUAGGUAACACCUACAGUCGGGUGUUGGCGAAAAACUUGAUUAUAAUUUCAUUACCACUUAGUCUCAGAACGUCCAUAUACCAUAUCAAUUGCUGUCAAUGGAUAAUCAACUUGAAAGUAUGCUGAAACAAUAAACUAUUCUACAUAUAGGUCAAAUUUAGCUGAAAACUCAAUCCAAAAGAUGUGUCUGUAUAGACGAUACGUUGAUGAUAUCAUAAUCAUAGGGGAUAAAUGUGAAGACUUGAACCACUUGUUAAAAGAACUCAAUGCAAGUCAGAAGCAUAUUUCUCUUACGUGCGAGGAAGAGAAGAACAACCAACUUCCUUUUCUAGAUAUACUGAUCAGUAGAAGAGAAGAUGGUUCCAUCCAACGUUCUAUUUAUAGAAAGCAGACAUGGACGGGGCAAUACCUUAAUUUCCAUAGUCACUGCCCAAUUCAUUACAAACGUGGGUUAAUUAAGGGCUUAUUCAAUAGAAUCAAUCGUAUUUGUACUAGUGAUACUAUUGAAAUAGAAACGAAGCGUCUAACUAAUACGUUAAUGAAUAACGGUUAUUCAUUUAAGUUCAUAAACCGCUGGAAGGGUUGCAAUACGAUUAGACCUAUUACGCUUCUGGCACCCAAAAAGCGAGUUUAUAUUACAUUACCAUUUAGAAGUGACUCUAAUAGUCUCAUGUUAAGACGGAGACUAAAAUUAGCCAUAAAUAGGACAUUUUAUGCAGCUCAACUUGUCAUCAUUGAAAAGACAAGGUCGAUAUUUCACCAAAAACCUAGACAGCAUAUAAGCGAUUGUGUCACAUCCCAUUGUGUAUACCAAUUUACAUGUAUGUGCGGAAACACGUACAUAGGGAGGAGCAAUCGUGAUUUGCAAAUAAGGGUGGUGGAACACAUACCUAAAUGGCUACAGAACCAAAUGAAUUCGAAUAGUCAAAUAAGAUCACAGGACAGACAAACAUCUUCCUCUAUUGCGAAACAUUUAGUUGAAACUGGUCAUAAGGUUGACAUCAAAUCAGCAUUUGUAGUGUUGUACAAAAGCCUUCAAGGACGUAUACUAAGGUUUAUUGAAGCCUUGGCUAUACGGAAAUUGAAACCCCCUUUAUGUGUUCAAAAACAAUUUGUUCUUACCCUUAACCUACCCUGGUAAUGCUUAUUUAUUAUCCAGAGUAGUCAUCACUUUGUUUUUGUGUACUUUAUUUAUUUUCUUACCUUAACCUGUCUAGUUGACCUUUUAAUUUUCAUAUAAAAAAUGUCUUAACAAGUAUAUGUG